GUAGCUAGCAGCUCAACACACAAACCAGCCAACAAUGGCUUCUCGCGCGCGUGUCCUUGUGGUUGCCGCGCUGGUCGCCCUGUGCGCCGCCGCGGCCUCCGUCGCGGCACAGCCACCGGCGACGCCGCGGCCUCUGCCGUCCAACUACCACGUCAUAACCCCGGGCAAGUACAGGAGGGACCAGCAACUGGCCUGCAACGACGACAGGACCAACAACACGGCGUGCUUGGCCAAGUGCGACAGGCGCUGCCCUAACCAGUGCAUCGUCCUCUGCCCAGGAUGCAAGACCUUCUGCAUGUGCGACUUCUACCCCGGCGUGUCCUGCGGUGACCCCCGCUUCACCGGCGGCGACGGCAACAACUUCUACUUCCACGGAAAGAAGGACCAGGACUUCUGCAUCCUCUCCGACGCCAACCUGCACAUCAACGCCCACUUCAUCGGCAAGCGCAACCCCGCCAUGAGCCGCGACUUCACCUGGAUCCAGGCCCUCGGCGUCCGCUUCGCCGACCACCGCCUCUACAUGGGCGCCAAGAAGACCGCCAAGUGGAACAACGACGUCGACCGCCUCGACCUGGCCUUCGACGGCGCCCCCAUCGACAUCCCUACCGAGAUCGGCGCCGUGUGGCAGUCCGCCGCCGCGCCUGGGCUCACCGUCACCAGGACCGCCACCACCAACGGCGUCAGGGUGCAUCUCACGGGGAUGUUCGACAUCAUGGCCAACGUGGUGCCAAUCAGCGAGGAGGACUCCCGCAUCCACAACUACGGCGUCACCGACGACGACAGCCUGGCGCACUUCGACCUCGGCUUCAAGUUCAUCGACCUCUCCGACGACGUGCACGGCGUCCUCGGCCAGACCUACCGCUCCGACUACGUCAACCAGCUCAGCGUGAGCUCCAAGAUGCCAGUCAUGGGCGGGGCGCCCAACUACGUCGUCUCAGACAUCUUCGCCACCGACUGCGCCGUCGCAAGGUUCGGCGCCGGCCGCGCAGGAAUCUCCAUGGUCACUUCUAGGGCCUACUAAACUCGUUGUUACUUGCACGUACGUUGCCGUCGAUGCAGCAAGCAUGACGCAUCGCCUAUGGCAAUACUCGUUUGGGAAGAUCAUCGCAUGCAGUAAUAAUAAAUUUAUUUACCAACAGGCAAGAACCAUCUUGUCGAUGUUGGGAAGAUCAUAUUAUGGUGGAAUUCAAUGUUAAAUCCGUUGCUUACUACCAGUCCCUGAAAAAACUCCAUAAUCAUUAUUUGAUGAUGUCUUCCAUGGUUGUAAUAAUGUAAGGCGUUUGAGGGGCAUACAUUUGGUUGGCAACUAAUUUUACCACA
Panicum hallii is the source of this 1320-nucleotide messenger RNA. RefSeq lists its product as uncharacterized. The record is from RefSeq and is a predicted model, not a curated record. The transcript has 2 exons. Lineage: Eukaryota; Viridiplantae; Streptophyta; Magnoliopsida; Poales; Poaceae. Bases 35 to 1021 code for a protein of 328 amino acids.